Molecule: messenger RNA, 2667 nt
Organism: Capronia coronata CBS 617.96
Lineage: Eukaryota; Fungi; Ascomycota; Eurotiomycetes; Chaetothyriales; Herpotrichiellaceae
Exons: 3
Coding region: 1-2667 (888 amino acids)
Biological process (GO): interstrand cross-link repair
Cellular component (GO): nucleus
Molecular function (GO): 5'-3' exonuclease activity; flap-structured DNA binding; 5'-flap endonuclease activity
Source: RefSeq, a predicted model, not a curated record
AUGGUCCUUCAACCAAGGACCUCAUCAAUGCAUAACCGUCUGAUGGGGACCAAGAUCCCGCAUCCUCCCUCGACCAAUUUCGACGUCACGGACGAAUUUCGCUCUCCCCCUGCGAAGCGGGUGAAAACCACAACCCCGAAGGGUGGCGACAACAGUCCCAGUCGAGGGUCGCCUAGGAGAAAAGCUGUGAGAAGGGUCAUCAGGAAUGAAGUUCCAGACUCGGAGGAUGAGGAUCAAGACACAGAAGAUGGAGGAGUUGAAUUGUACGCUGCUCCCAACGCCACGCAACUCGAAGCGACGCUGCCCCCGGUGCAGACGGAUGAAGACGCCAUAGAGGCUUAUGAAGCCUAUAAGGCAGGGGAGCAGGCUUCAGAAACACAGAAGCAAUAUGACGGCAGUCAAACUAUGGCUCGACUGGAGUCACGGACAUGGACAAGGGGCCGCAGCUCCAUCUACGUGGACGCCUUCAACCUUGCUCUGGACACGGUGCUUGACGAAGAAGGCCAUCUCUUCGAUGAGGCUGAGCUGGGACUGUUUCAGAUAUGGAGAGAGUUGGGCUACGAAGCACAAUAUCUCUAUGUCAGGUUGUUUCUCAGGAAGACCAGCAAGUGGUUUCGAGUCAAGGAUUUGCAAUACUACAGCGAUGUAGCAGACAUCGAUGCCGCAGUCAAAGAAUUGCAGAAGGAGAGGUCUCUGCCCAAAACCGAGUCUGACCCCGGUCUUCAUCCAGGAGAGCUGGAACCGCCUGAAGGUUUGGUCUUGGGUGACAUAUUUGCAUUUGCCGAGUGUUCUUCUGAACAUAUCACGAGCCUGGACGAGGCGAGCAGCCUGCUGCUUCUUGAUGAGCUGAAAAGCCUGGCGAAAGAAGUCAAAGUACAGGGAAAGAAUAAACGUGAGCUGUUGCAGAACUUCCGGCGCGCCAGCGGCAAGCAGACCGGGCUUGGGUUCAGAGAUCUAAGACGCGCCGAGACUGAGGAGUCCAUAGCUAGUGCGAUGUCUGAGGAUGGCCGGUCUGUCUGUGCAGACGAGGAGGAUGAAAGUAGCGGGUCACGGACACCAACAGUGGCCGCCAUCAACAACCGAGAUUCCCAUUUCACCAAGAAGAUCCUCGACCAGACCGGACGAUGUAUCCGACUUUCCCUGACGCCGUUGAGGCUAUUCGAACGAGUACAUCUUGUCUUUUAUCGCAGCACAGAGUGGACGGAGAAGAGUCUGACGACGCUGAUCUUGGCUAAGAUCUCGCGGCGCAAUUUCCCGGAAUACUUGGUCAGCCGAUCGAGCACGAUCUUCGAGUCGAGGGCUCUGCUGCUCGAGUUUGAAGCGAGCCUCCGUACGCAGUUCCGGGUUGACAAUAUCCUGGAGUUCAACGGCACUCCUGGCCGCAAAUCGCUCGAGGAAGUCAAGGACAUCUUCGAGGCCGUCUAUCCGCGGUGGAAGGCUCUGCUGCUUGAAGAACAGCGGAAAGAAGAUCGCGUAUAUGAGAGUGGUGAGGGAGCAUAUCUUCGCCGGUUCAGUCCGGCUUGGGUAUAUACCCGCAUCGUGCAUAAAGCACUCCAUGCUCUGGCCAGGUUCAAGGAACAUGUCCGCGAACAUGACAUCCUGACAGAGCUUCUGGACCAGCGGCUCUUUCAUGCUGCGAGACGAGGGGCGUGGUAUCAGCGCAAAGCACUUCUUGAAGAACACUACAUGUACGCCCUGACAACGAAUGAAACCCAAAGCGUCGAGGCAACUCGGAAACAUUGGAAAAGGACGGCACUGCGUACUUGCGAGCAAGGCCUUCAGGAUAAAGAAUGCCAUGUCAUCUACCAUUACGACUUGCAGAAGCGGAUCAAGAAGCUGGAGAAACAGCUCCACCUGCCGUUGAGGGAACAGCACGAUUUCGGCCACGUCAGGCUUAGCAAGCCCGUGGAGCGAGAUGUGGUGGGAAUCAAGAUCGAGCGCGAAGAAACUCCGGCCAGAAAUUUGCCUCUGAGCAGGAAGAACAGCGCCGGGGCAUCUAGCGGGGCCCCGGGAUCGAAAACAGUCUGGCUCGACACUCUGGACACCAAUCUCCCCGUGAGCGUGGAAGCCAUGUGUCUCUCACACUACCGCCACGUCCUAGGCUACAAGGGAUACCACAGCGAAGGCGGGAUCCUGCGCACACUCUUCGGCCUGCUAUUCUACGACAUCUUGUUUUUCAACCCCUACAUCCCCAAUGUAUUCCAGACCGCGUACCAGACGUGCCCGCUGGAUCUGCACACGGACAGUUUCUUUUCGUCUCGACUUCCCGAGAUCCUCGGCCGAAUCAAUCAGAUCUCGAAUGGCGAAGCGGUGUCUAUUGCUCGCGGAGUCUGGGACGAACACUACGAACGGAAGACGUGCAUUGUCGGUGUCCAGUGGGACGGGUUUGCGCGGGACGAUCUGCUCGAAUUGCUGGAGUGCUGGGACGGGCAGGCGUUGGGGACUGUCAUGUUGAUCAUGGCUCAGGAGUAUCAGAGUCGUGGUGGCGGUGUGCCGGAUCUGGUGUUGUGGAAAAGGUUGGAUACUAGUGAAAUCCUCUUCGCAGAAGUCAAAUCAGCCAACGACCGGCUCAGCGACACCCAACGUCUCUGGAUCUCCGCGUUGCUCGGCGCCGGUGUCAAAGUCGAACUCUGCCAUGCCGUUGCUGGAGAAGUCAGGAGAGAGUAG